This is a messenger RNA of Sesamum indicum (sesame), 1471 nucleotides long. RefSeq names its product transcription repressor OFP1. The record is from RefSeq and is a predicted model, not a curated record. Gene Ontology annotation, biological process: negative regulation of DNA-templated transcription. Gene Ontology annotation, molecular function: DNA binding. NCBI's taxonomy places the organism in Eukaryota, Viridiplantae, Streptophyta, Magnoliopsida, Lamiales, Pedaliaceae.
AUACAAGAAAGUGAAAUAAAAUGUGGUUUGUGUGGAAACUAAAGGGCAAGCCAGCAGCAAAUCCGGCCUCCUGCCUCCACUUUCCUCCAUGCAUGCCACUCUUCUCAUCAGGGCCCCUACCAAUUAUUUAUGCAUGUUUUCCUACACAUAAUGAGAUAAUAACCACAUCAUGUUCUGAUAUUAAAAUCAACCUAUAAAUGUAUCUAUAUCACUCGCUCUCAUCUUAGGUUGUAUAUUUCUCACACAAGAAUGUGCUGAAUAUGUGUCUGUUUUCACUAUAAAACCUCCUCGUAAAUCGAUAUCUUGACUUCAAUUCUCAGGCAGAUCGAAACUCAUGGGAAACCACAGGUUCAGACUCUCAGACAUGAUGCCCAACGCCUGGUUUUACAAGCUGAGAGACAUGAGCAAGUCCAGAGCCCAAAACCCCACCAAGAAAAAGUUGCCAUCUCAGCCUCAAAACCAUCGAAAAUCCUUGUACCAAGAAUCCGUCAGAAUCGAGAAAUUCUAUGGUAGUUCUCCUAAGAACCCCAAAUUCUUUGACACUCAGUUUCCAGCUCAGGAUCCUCCGCGGAGAUCGUUGAAGAAACGGGCCAAGAGAAAGACCAUUUACAUGCCGUCUCCAGGGCAAGUCGCCCCUUCUGUCUGCAUUUUCCAGGAGCCUGGAAAAGUCGAUUUCUUCGACAGCCCUACUUCUCCUGACGGGGAUUUUCUGGAAUCGGAGUCCGACUACGAUGGCCCACAUCAUGAUCAGUCCGUAAAUGAAGGGCUAAGGUCGUGGUCGUCGAGCUCCUGCAGCUGUAAGCUGAGUUCUUCAGCCACUGAUAUCAUCAUCAACGUCGACGACAGUUCCUGUGGCUCCAUCCACAUCGACAGGGUAACCGAAUUCAACAUGAUAUCAGAACCAGACCUGCCUCCCAUUCUGACCAAGCCCGUAAGUCGAAAUCCACCGGAAGGAUCUCCCAAGUCCAAGAAUUACUCACCGACUGAAUUUUCCAGGUCGAAAAACACGAGAAGGGCAAGAACCCGGAAAUCGGUUUCCAGGUCCGGGGGAGUGAAGAUCCGGGGCAAGAAAAUCGAAACCCGAGGAAGGAGAAGUGUGAAAAGUGAGAAGAAAGGGUUGUUCUACUCCGACAGCUUUGCUAUUGUGAAGGCAUCUUUUGAUCCUGAGAGGGAUUUCAGGGACUCGAUGAUGGAAAUGAUUCUGGAGAACAAUAUCAGGGCGUCCAAGGACCUGGAAGAGCUUCUUGCUUGUUACCUUUCCCUGAAUUCGAAUCAGUAUCAUGGUUUGAUUAUCAAGGCCUUUGAGCAAAUCUGGUUUAACAUGCCUGAACCCAAUUUCUAGUUAUAAAUAUUUAUUAUUAUAAUUUUUUUGUUUCUAUUUUUGAGUUUAUAGUUAUAUAUAAUAAUUUAUCUCUGUAAUUUUAUAAAUGUAAUUACUUGUAGAAUGAGAAAAGUUUAACCCACACUUAUA